Cokeromyces recurvatus is the source of this 1161-nucleotide messenger RNA. RefSeq names its product peptidase S8/S53 domain-containing protein. The coding region runs from base 1 to 1161 and encodes 386 amino acids. Gene Ontology annotation, biological process: proteolysis. NCBI's taxonomy places the organism in Eukaryota, Fungi, Mucoromycota, Mucoromycetes, Mucorales, Mucoraceae. The transcript is spliced from 4 exons. The record is from RefSeq and is a predicted model, not a curated record. Gene Ontology annotation, molecular function: serine-type endopeptidase activity.
AUGAAAGGACAUUAUGAAACUUUUCAAAUUUUACAUGGCUUACAGAAUGGCUAUUUUGAUCUUUCGGCCACUACAAGCAAUAGCUUUGAUAUUAGCUCUAUAAAAAAUGUCGAUAUAGAUUCAAAAUUUGAAGCUAUCUUCGGUACUUUUCAAGCUUCUUUUGUCGAUUAUCUAAGCCAACUUGAAGAUGUAGAAUAUAUUGAGCCAAACCAUAUUUAUAGGGCACCUGUUUUACCUGCGCUUGUUGAUCCCAAGCCAUAUGUUCCUAGUUCUAUGAAGCCGAUUAAUAAUGAGCAACAUCAAAAACGUAAUCUAAUAACACAAUUUAAUGUACCUAGCUGGGGGCUUGCACGUGUUAGUCAUCGUGACAACGAUGAUUUAGCGUCCUAUACUUAUGAAGACUCAUUUGGUCAUGAUAUUCAUGUAUAUAUUUUUGACUCUGGAAUAGAGCCUACACAUCCUGAUUUCGGCGGACGUGCCAUUAUGGAAGCUAAUUUUAUCGAAUAUGAAGGAGACACAGACCUUGCUGGACAUGGCACUCAUGUAGCUGGUACAAUUGGAGGCAAUACAUUUGGUAUAGCUAAAAAUGUUAUUUUACACGGUGUCAAGAUACUUGAUGCCACUGGUGAAGGAAGAAGCUCGUCUCUUUUACAGGCUAUUUCCUAUGUCAUUAAAAAAGCUGAACGCGGUCGCAGUCUCAUCAAUCUUUCCUUGACAGGUCCUCCUUCACAGGUUAUUGAUGAUGCCCUCUCAAUGAUUGUUAAGCAGCAUGGGAUCCCUGUCUUUGUAUCUGCCGGUAAUACAGGAAAUGAUGCCUGUCAGUAUUCACCUUCAGCAAAUCCAGAUGUCUUUGUAGUAGGUGCAUCGGAUAUUGAUGAUACAAUUCCUAGUUUCUCAUCUUUUGGUGACUGUGUUCGUAUUUAUGCACCUGGGACAAAUAUUACGAGCAGUUGGUUAGGAGGUCAAAGUCGAUCAAUGCAAGGAACUAGUAUGGCUAAUCCUCAUGUAACUGGUAUUGCUGCCAUCUUGAUGAGUCAAUACAAAUUCUCUAAACCAAGUGAGCUUUAUGAAGCUAUCAAAUCCUCUGCUACUCAAAAGAUUCUUAAGCAAUCUUCUCAUGAAGAUAAUAGUCUAAAAUUGUUAGCUUAUUAUGGACAUUAA